Molecule: messenger RNA, 1536 nt
Organism: Zymoseptoria tritici IPO323
Lineage: Eukaryota; Fungi; Ascomycota; Dothideomycetes; Mycosphaerellales; Mycosphaerellaceae
Gene: CYP-10
Product: putative P450 monooxygenase
Exons: 2
Coding region: 1-1536 (511 amino acids)
Molecular function (GO): iron ion binding; oxidoreductase activity, acting on paired donors, with incorporation or reduction of molecular oxygen; monooxygenase activity
Source: RefSeq, a predicted model, not a curated record
AUGGCUUUCCACAUCUCGACCUUUGACUACUCCAACCCAGACUGGGCCGUGCCUCUUGCCGUUUCAAUCUUCUUCUUCUACAUCGCCUGGCCUGUUUUGUACAAUCUCGUUCUCAGCCCAGUGGCCAGCAUUCCGGGUCCAAAGCUUGCGGGCCUGACGCGAUGGGUGGAAACAUACCACGAGUGCUUCAACAAGCAGGGAGGACGCUUUCAGUGGGCGUAUCGACAAUGGCACGACUUCUACGGACCGAUCAUCCGCAUUGCCCCCAACGAGAUUCAUAUCCGUGACUCGGACUUUUACGACAAACUCUACUCUCACAAGCCCCAGGACAAGACCCAUCGACUCCAUAAUCGAUUCGAUUCGAAAACUUCCAUCUUCGAUACAACGCAUCAUCAGCUCCACGCAAAACGUCGUGCCGUCCUGGAGGGCUUCUUCUCCAGGAAGCGUAUCUCUGAGCAGACUCCAGAGAUGCAAGUACACCUCGAUCGGUUGUGCCAGAUUAUACGGAACCAGUACCUUGGGACGGGUGCGAUCCUUUCUACAGAGGAUAUGUGGAGUUGUUGGACGUCAGACAUCAUCGCCGCAUACUCGUUCGGCGACGAUGACAAUUUGAUUGGUUUGCCGGGCUUCAAGUCGCCGCUGAGGGAUUCUCUGAACGAACUUCUCGAGCCAAUGCACUGGAUCGUACAGUUUCCGAUCCUGAAGCGUAUCUUGUUCAGUCUUCCUCAGUGGUUUGUGCUGAUCAUCAACCCGUCUAUCCGACCAGUGAUCGCCAUGAAGAAUGGCGUUCUCCGCCGGAUCCAAGAUGUCAGGAACAGCGUCCGUCAAUCCCCCGAUGGCGACCACGCCGACACCAUAUUUGGAACCAUCAUAACGUCCGACCUGCCAACAUCUGAGGGAUCCAAUGAGCGCCUCAAGGAUGAAGGGAUCGGGCUGCUGGGAGCGGGGACUGAAACAACGAUGCGGACGCUUUCGCUCGCUCUAUAUUAUCUCUGCGAACAACCAGCGGCGAAAGCCAAACUCUUGGCCGAGCUGAAGGAAGCAAUUCCCGACCCGAACGUCAUCCCACAUUGGGACGUAUUGGCGAAGCUUCCCUACCUUGCAGCAUGUCUGAGUGAAGCGAUGCGUUUGUCGUACGGUGCCUCUCAGCGUCUGAUACGAGUUUUCGAUCAGCCCGUCAUGUACGGACAGUAUGUGAUACCCGCUGGGAUUGAAGUCGGCAUGGACAUCUGGGACGUUUGUCACGACGAGUCGAAAUUCCCGCAAAGCCAUGAAUACCGCCCAGAAAGGUGGCUGGAGGAUGAGCAGUUGUCGCGAUAUCUCGUGGUUUUCGGCCGGGGCCCGCGCUCUUGCAUUGGGCGUCAGCUCGCGUAUGCGGAAUCAUGCCUCGGACUGGCCACAUUCGUGAGACGAUUCGACUACGAGCUGUACCGCACGACACGUGUGAAUGUUGCCUUUGAGCGUGACAGGCUGGCACCACGGCCGUUCAAAGGUACGCCUGGGAUCCGGAUGAGGAUCACCGGGGCCCACGAAUAA